This is a messenger RNA of Erigeron canadensis, 2079 nucleotides long. RefSeq names its product interleukin-1 receptor-associated kinase-like 2. Gene Ontology annotation, biological process: protein autophosphorylation. The record is from RefSeq and is a predicted model, not a curated record. Gene Ontology annotation, molecular function: ATP binding; transmembrane receptor protein tyrosine kinase activity. NCBI's taxonomy places the organism in Eukaryota, Viridiplantae, Streptophyta, Magnoliopsida, Asterales, Asteraceae. Gene Ontology annotation, cellular component: plasma membrane; plasmodesma.
AUGUUAUCUACUGGGCUUUUAUUUAUCUUAACUGUUUUGAAUAUCGUUGUUCAUUACUUGCGGAAACAUCAGGAAGAAGGGCAUGGUGAGAGGAAGGUAUCAUCAUCUUGUUUGUCCUCUGAUCACCUAUGCCGUCGCUUUUCACUUUGGCAAAUCAAACUGGCGACCCACAUUUUUGAUGCGGCACUGGUUAUCGGAAAAGGAGGGUUUGGAAAAGUAUACAAAGGUACCAUUGACCAUGGAUCAACAACUGUUGCCAUCAAACGGUUAAAUUUUGAUUCCAACCAAGGAUCUGCUGAGUUUUGGGCAGAAAUCGAGAUGCUUUCAUUGUUUCGGCAUAGUCACAUAGUCUCUUUAAUAGGAUAUUGUGAAUCCAGUCAAGAAAAGAUCCUUGUUUACGAAUAUAUGCCCCAUGGAAGCCUUCAGGAUCAUCUGCGUGAAAGACGAGAUGGGAGAAGUGGUCCUCAGUUAACAUGGAUUGAACGUCUCAAAAUAUGCAUUGGUGCAGCACGUGGUUUGGACUACCUGCACACUGUUACUGGUGUUCGACACAGAGUCAUCCAUCGUGACAUCAAAAGUUCAAACAUCCUAUUGGAUGAUAACUGGGAGGCUAAGGUUUCUGACUUUGGUUUGUCCAGGAAUGGGUCCAGAAAUCAUUCAUGUACCACAAAUGUUUAUACCAAUCGGAUUAGAGGCACAUUUGGCUAUAUGGAUGCCGAGUACUUCUUAACUCACAGGCUGACAAGAAGGUCUGAUGUGUAUGCAUUUGGUAUUGUGUUAUUUGAAGUUCUGUGUGGGAGACCUGCUGUAGACCUCAGACUGGUCGAGGAGCAACGUAGUCUUGCUGGAUGGGCCAAAAACAUUAAAAAAGGAAAAUUGGAUCAAAUUCUCGAUCCCUGUUUAGGAGAGCAAAUCGUGCCUGAUUGCUUAAAGGAAUUCAGAGAAAUUGCCUACAAAUGCCUUCUGAAUCGUCCAAAGGAGCGUCCUACAAUGGCAGAGGUAGUAGCGAGGCUCGAGUUAGCAUUGAGUUUACAAGAAGCAUCAACUCUUAAGUUGCAGGCAAAGCUUGUCACCACUAGCAGAGAAGAUGAUGAAGAAGAUGUUGGAAGCAUCAAUGAAGGCCGUGUUAGUUCUCUGAGUGACGCUGUUAUUGUUUCUACAGAGCAGAUAAAAGUUCAUGCCGAUAAACGCCCGGCAACAUCUUCUAUCAGGCAUGGUGGAAGAGUGCCAUUUAUUAAGAAAGCAUGGUCAUUGUUCUCUACCCUAACUCCAGCCAAUACUGGACGUAAAAGUUUGGAAGCCUGGAGAUUUGCCUUUAACACAAUAAAGGUUGCAACUGGUAACUUCUCUAAUGCUAAUGCGCUUACAAGUGGAGAUUAUAUCUCUAUCUAUAAGGGCAUACUACAAAAUGGCCAACAGAUAGCUGUCAAAAGGCUUACUCGGUGUGAAUACACUGACAUUGGGCCUAUAAACCAGUUACUAUGGAGGUUGAUAAAACUUCAGCAUAGGAAUGUGACCCGGUUCAUGGGUUUUUGUGUGGAGGGUAAAAAGAUGUAUCUUAUACAGGAAUUCAUGCCCCGUGGAAUUCUGAAGGAUGAACUAGUCUUUGAUGGAUUUAGAGAGUCUCUGAUGGGAUGGUUCACUCGUUACAACAUCAUAGUAGGCCUUGCUCAUGCUCUUCUGUACCUUGAAACCGAAUUACCUCUUACCGUACCUCUUAAUCUUAGUAGAGAAAACAUUCUGUUAGAUGAACACUUCAAUCCAAAAAUACCAAGCUGGGCUGUGGCAGGGCUUUUAUCUUCGUAUGAUUCCCAAACAUAUCUCAUUCAGGAGAUCAUGUCUAACAACUUGAAAAAUAGUACCUACACUGCCAUAGGUAAGCCAGCACUUUUACCUACACUUGCUAAUGCUAUUGUUCCUAUUCCUAAGAAAGUGAAUAAUAGAUUUUUAGAAGAGAAAAGAGCUAAGGGUAAAUGCUUUUACUGUGAUGAGAAAUUUACCUUUGGGCAUACUAGAGUGUGUAAGGGAAAAAUGCAAUUAUUUGUAGUUGAAGUAGAGGAUUGGCCAUCGGGGAGAUAA